AAUUCCUGGAAAGUUUGAUAAGCCAGUGUGAGAGAGAAAAUGAACAUUUUUGUCUAGAUAUAGACAACAUUAAUUUCCCAUUGGAAUUGUCCGGUGGAACAAAAUAACAGAAAGAAAAAAGAGGAGAGAGCGUUAGGGAUAAAGAAACAAGUUUUUCCCAGGAAAGGGAAGGAAUUUGCAUGAAUCUUCUGUGUCUGACCGUUCUGAUUCGAUCGUCAUCGUCCUUCUUUUUUAUCUUACCCUCCCUGUUCUCCCUGUCUUCGUCCUCCACAACUACGUCUUCCGUUUUCCUCUUCCCACUUUCUCUGUCUCUGAUUCUUGAAUAAAAGCUUCAAAUUGUGUUAAACCAAUUGGGGCGCAGAAAGAUCUUAUUUUGAGCCUUGCCCGCAAUCACCCACUUCAAGUUCAAUUCUGGGUCGGUUUCAAUUUCUUCAAAGGUGGCAAGUAGUGUGUUUAUAUCUGGGUUGUUGUGAUGACGUGGCAAUGAGGUUUGUGGCAGAGGAAUGGAGGGUGUUCACGGGAGGAGCGAUAAGCUUCAGGGUGCUGGCGCUGCGAAUCCGAGGAGCCGUUUGCGGGUUUGGUUCAUUCGAGCGUGUUCGAGCAUUGUGCUUUGGACAUGUCUGUUUCAGCUAGUGACAGUGAGUGAAUUAUGGCGUUCCCAUUUCUUUUUGGGGAUUUCAAGUCGAAUACAUCACACAAUUCAAAGUCCUCUCCAAACAAAUAAUGAACUUGUUCAACCGCCUCCCGCUUUUCUUCCUCCAAGAAAUUAUACAAGUAAUGGUUUUCUGAGAGUGUCCUGCAAUGGGGGCUUGAAUCAAAUGCGUGCAGCGAUUUGUGACAUGGUGGCCAUUUCUCGACUUUUGAAUCUCACAUUGGUUGUUCCAGAGCUUGAUAAGAAAUCAUUUUGGGCAGACCCUAGCAAUUUUGAGGAAAUUUUUGACGUGAGACAUUUCAUUGAUUCUCUACGAGAUGAAGUGCGAAUAGUGAAAAGAGUUCCCAAAAGGUUUAGUGAGAAAAUUGGGCAGACUACCCUGAAGAUGCCUCCUGUUAGCUGGUCAAAUGAAAAGUAUUACUUGGAGCAGAUUCUUCCGCUUUUUGACAAGCAUAAGGUGGUACAUUUCAACAAAACAGAUGCGCGUCUAGCAAAUAAUGGUCUCCCACUUGAUCUACAGAAACUUAGGUGUCGUGUGAAUUUCCAGGCACUUAAAUUCACUCCUGAACUUGAGAAUUUGGGCCAAAAAUUGAUUCGGAUACUUAGUAAAAAUGGACCCUUUGUGGCCUUGCAUCUGAGAUAUGAAAUGGACAUGCUGGCUUUCUCAGGUUGUACGCUUGGUUGCACUAAUGAAGAAGCUGAGGAGCUCAAGCGGAUGAGGUAUGCAUUCCCUUCGUGGAGAGAAAAGGAGAUAGUGUCUGAAGAAAGGAGAUCACAGGGUCUCUGUCCUUUGACACCAGAGGAGGCAGCCUUAGUUCUGCAAGCUUUGGGUUUUGCUAGGGAGACACCAAUAUAUAUUGCAGCUGGUGAAAUUUAUGGUGGUGAACGUAGAUUAGCACAACUGAGAGCUGCUUUUCCAAGAAUUGUUAGGAAAGAGACAUUGCUGGCCAAUGAUGAGUUGCUGCAGUUUCGGAAUCAUUCAUCACAAAUGGCAGCUUUGGAUUUUAUUGUUUCUGUAGCGAGUAACACCUUUGUUCCGACAUAUUACGGUAACAUGGCAAAACUUGUUGAAGGCCACCGCAGGUUUUCUGGCUUUAAAAAGUCCAUCUUAUUGGAUCGGAAAAAGCUUGUAGAAUUACUUGAUAUGCAUCAAAAUGGAACCUUUUCAUGGAAUGAGUUUGCAAAUGCUGUGAGAAAGGUUCAUGAAAGAAAAAUGGGACAGCCAACUCGUCGUAGAGUUGAAGCAGACAAGCCAAAGGAAGAGGAUUAUUUCUAUGCCAACCCUUACGAGUGCCUCUGCGAGGUAUCCAAGUGUGAUGACUUGCUAGGUGCUCUUAACUCGAGUCAUAUACAAUGAGGACAAGCUGCAUAAUGUCAAAAUGAACUUUUCUUUCCAACAACCAGUUUAAAGAGGAAUCUAUGAAGUGCUUCUUCCCACUUAAUUACUCGAGUGCUGUACACAUGAUGAUGGCCUUUUUAAUUAUAUCAUGUACACAUGAAUUUGUAGAGAACCAUGGAAAAGAAAGUAACGAGGAAAAAAAAAAGGAAAAAAAGAAAGGGAAAUAUCUGCUUCUAUUGAGGCAUGCAAAGAUGUAUCUUCAAUUUCACCCUUAAUUUAUUUAUUUAUCCAAA
Messenger RNA from Vigna umbellata (rice bean), 2284 nucleotides. NCBI's taxonomy places the organism in Eukaryota, Viridiplantae, Streptophyta, Magnoliopsida, Fabales, Fabaceae. The record is from RefSeq and is a predicted model, not a curated record.